Diaporthe batatas is the source of this 462-nucleotide messenger RNA. RefSeq lists its product as uncharacterized. The transcript has a single exon. Gene Ontology annotation, molecular function: hydroxyisourate hydrolase activity. NCBI's taxonomy places the organism in Eukaryota, Fungi, Ascomycota, Sordariomycetes, Diaporthales, Diaporthaceae. The record is from RefSeq and is a predicted model, not a curated record. Bases 1 to 462 code for a protein of 153 amino acids. Gene Ontology annotation, biological process: purine nucleobase metabolic process.
AUGGCCUCCCCAGCAAAAGCCCCAAUCACCUGCCACAUCCUCGACACAACAGUCGGCGCCCCGGCCAGGAACGUCCGCGUGCGGCUCCAGCUGAAAUCGGACAGCACCACCAGCGCCCCUCAGCCCAGCAACGGCGCCGCCGCCAACAAGCACCCGUCCGGCCUGCCCAUAGUCUUCGAGUCGUCCACCGACGACGACGGCCGCGUGCGCUCCUGGCUUCCCUACAGCAGCCCCGACACCCCCGGCGAGGUCCCCGUCUACAGCCUCGACGACGUGCUGGGCGACAUCAAGGGCCCCAGCCGCUGGGCCCUUUGCUUCGACACCGGGGACUACUUCGCCGCCCAGGGCAAGGAGACCUUCUUCCCAGAGAUCACCGUCGUCUUCGAGGUUAAGGAGGGCCAGCACUACCACGUGCCCCUGCUGCUGGCCCCUUUUAGCUACAGCACCUACCGUGGCAGCUGA